This is a messenger RNA of Diospyros lotus (date-plum), 1890 nucleotides long. RefSeq lists its product as uncharacterized. The coding region runs from base 1 to 1890 and encodes 629 amino acids. Gene Ontology annotation, biological process: DNA integration. The record is from RefSeq and is a predicted model, not a curated record. Gene Ontology annotation, molecular function: nucleic acid binding. The transcript is spliced from 3 exons. Lineage: Eukaryota; Viridiplantae; Streptophyta; Magnoliopsida; Ericales; Ebenaceae.
AUGGAGGCCUACGUAGACGACAUGAUAGUUAAAAGCAAGCAGGGUGAAUCACAUGCCAGACAACUUGAGAAAGUUUUUACCGUGUUUAGGAAGAAUAAUAUGCGCUUGAAUCCCGACAAAUGCGCGUUUGGGGUGAAAUCCGAAAAAUUCUUGGGGUACAUGAUUACUCACAGAGGAAUAGAGGCUAACCCAGAAAAAGUGCAAGCAGUAAUCGACAUGGAAUCCCCCACCUCAAUGAAAAAGGUUCAAAGCCUAACAGGUCGUCUGACUGCUUUGGGCAGAUUUCUCUCUAAAUAUGCUGAACGCAGCCUUCCCUUCUUCAAGGCCUUAAAAGGAGGCAAGAACUUCCAAUGGACCCCUGAGUGUGAGAAAGCCUUCCAAGAAUUGAAAGAGUACUUAAAAGAAAUUCCCCUGUUGACCCGACCAGAAACUGGAGAAAAACUAUACUUGUAUUUGGGAGUCAGCCAUCAGGCGGUGAGCGCAGUUCUCGUCAGGCAGGUCGGGCAGGUUGAUAGCCCGGUCUAUUAUGUGAGUAAGGUAUUGCAAGGGGAAGAGAUGCAAUAUCCUUACGCGGAGAAAAUUGCCUUGGCAUUAGUGGCGGCAGCUAGGAAAUUAAGACCCUAUUUCCAGGCCCACGCCGUGGCAGUGUUAACAGAUCAACCAUUGAGACAGAUUCUACAGAAACCCGAAUGUUCAGGAAGACUAACCAAAUGGGCCAUUGAACUCAAUGAGUAUGACAUUAGCUUCGAGCCAAGAAAGGCAAUAAAAGGACAAGCAUUGGCAGAUUUCAUAGUCGAAUGCACUCACCCACCCGCGACAGAAGAAACUCGCAAUAACGAAUGGAUGUUGUUCGUCGAUGGGGCGUCAAAUGCCAAAGGAAGUGGGGCAGGGGUAGUGUUGAUUUCUCCGGAACAGGAAAUCUUGGAAUACUCGAUUCACUUCACCUUUCCCAAUACAAAUAACGUAGCAGAAUAUGAAGCUUUGCUUGCUGGAAUGACAUUAGCAGAAAGACUAGAAUUUCAAGGUACCUACGAAGUAAGGGAGCCGGUGCUGGCCCGCUACCUACAGAAGGUGAAAGAAAUCGCCCAUAGGUUUGAGCAUUUCGAGCUGAUUCAGAUUAAUAGAUCCCUCAACCAGCACGCGGACGCACUGUCAAAAUUAGCCUCUGCCCGGGACACCCCCGGACGCCUAAUCCACAUGGAAGUCCUCCAACAGCCUAGUGUAGGAGAGGAAGACAUCGCGGUGCAUUGCAUUACGGAGAUCGAAGAUUGGAGAAGCCCCAUAUUGAAAUAUUUGCUUGGCCAAGAAUUGCCAAAAUUAUACAAAAGAGGGUACUCCAUACCGUUGUUAAAAUGUCUUGGGCCAAGGGAAGCACAACAAGCACUGGAAGAAGUGCAUGAGGGGGACUGUGGUGAACACCUCGAAGGAAGGGCAUUAGUUGGGAAAAUCCUGCGAGCCAGUUUCUUUUGGCCCACGAUACGGCAAGAUGCCGCCAAGAAAGUUCGAACCUGUGACAAGUGCCAGAAACAUGCUCCCCUGACAGUAAAGCCUCCGACUCCCAUCCAACUGAUAUUCCAACCUCUGCCGUUCGCACAAUGGGGUCUAGACAUACUGGGGCCAUUCCCAAUGGCAUCUGCUCAACGAAAAUUCCUGCUGGUAGCUACAGAUUACUUCACAAAGUGGGUAGAAGCUGAACCUUUGGCAACCAUCACGGAAAAGAAAGUGGAAGGGAUGGUAUGGAAAGACAUUAUUUGUCGUUUCGGCAUGCCACAUAUACUCAAUACAGAUCAUGGAACACAAUUCGACUUAGAUGCGUUCAGAGCUUUUUGUCAUCGAUGGGGAAUCAGCCUAAGAAUGGCAUCUAUAGCAUACCCCCAAGCAAAUGGAUAA